Cannabis sativa is the source of this 3576-nucleotide messenger RNA. RefSeq lists its product as uncharacterized. Lineage: Eukaryota; Viridiplantae; Streptophyta; Magnoliopsida; Rosales; Cannabaceae. The transcript is spliced from 6 exons. Gene Ontology annotation, molecular function: nucleic acid binding; RNA-DNA hybrid ribonuclease activity. The record is from RefSeq and is a predicted model, not a curated record. The coding region runs from base 1 to 3576 and encodes 1191 amino acids.
AUGAAAGUACCUGAUGGUUACUCGUCUAACAUCAAAAACUUGGUAAAUGAGGCUGAAUUGAAACUAAUGGGUAUGAAAUCACAUGAUUGUCAUGCGUUAAUGCAACAUCUACUUCCAAUCGCCAUUAGAUUAGUCUUGCCAAAAAAUAUUCGAGAGUGUUUGACACAUGUUUGCAUUUUCUUUAAUAAGUUGUGCAGGAAGGAAUUAGAACUGGAUAAUUUAGAUGCAUUACAUGAAUAUGUAGUCAAAACAUUGUGCAACCUCGAAAAUCUCUGCUCUGAUAAUAUCGACAAUGUUGUGGCACGAGCGUAUCUGUACGAACAUGACGGUCUAAUCAAAGUUUACUGCAAAGACUACGAUGAUUCACAUGCUCGGGUUCUGAUUUCAGAAAUGCUGCAAAAGGAGGUUGAAAUCCCAAUCUCAAUUGAAGGGUGCAGAUAUGUUAAGGCAGUAGCAAACAUGUUCCUUCCUUGGCCUAAAUACCUAAUUGUAACACCCGAGGGUCGACUCGCUCAACCACUUUCAAGACGUGAUGCGUCGAAGGGGAAAGGUCUCAUGCCUUCUCCACAAGGCGGUGAUGAUGAAGAAGAUGAAUUAUUCUCACAAAAAGUCAUGGAUUUGAUUCCUAACUCGCUAAAAUGGAUGGUUGCUGAAUUUCUAAGAAUCAAAGAUAAACGUGAUAUAAUCACAAUUCCUGUGCCCCGACAAUUCAUAGCACCGCGUCUCCAAAUCACGUUAUUUGGAGAGGAUUUGCAGCAAGUUGCAUUGUGUGACUUUAUCGGCAACCAGGGAAUGUUGUACAUCUGGGAGAGCAUAAAAGAUUUGAGAAUAAUUUUCAAGUUUUACGACCUAGAGCUUCUCGCAGUGAAUGAUAUCAACGAUGAAGAGAAGAGUCAAUCUUUUGAUAAUGCGCUACUAUAUGACAUUCACUUUUUGGAAGCUCCUUUUACCCACACUGAAAUUGAGAAAGCUUUCCACCAGCUCCCCCUUGAUAAAGCCCCUGGUAUCGACGGCUUCAACUCCCAGUUCUAUAAGGAUAAUUGGUCUUUUCUCAGAAAUGAUGUCAUUAAUGCUGCUCUCAGCUUUCUCAAUGGUGAUGGGGAUAUAGCACCCCUAAACACCACCCUCAUCACCCUCAUCCCUAAGGUUAAAAAUCCCACUGUCCUCACGGAAUACAGACCCAUCAGCCUUUGCAGCAUUGUUUACAAGAUCAUUUCAAAAUCCAUUGCCAAUAAACUCAAGUUGGUUCUUAACAACCUAAUCUCCCCCAAUCAAAGUGCUUUUCUACCUGGCCGCCUCAUCUCUGAUAAUAUUAUUAUAGCCCAGGAGGUUGCUCACUCCAUAAAGCUUAGGACUCAUGGGAGAAAAGGUUGGAUGGCCGUUAAGCUCGAUAUGGCAAAAGCUUUCGACAGAGUGGAAUGGGCUUUCAUAGCCGCGAUCCUUAAUAAAUUUCUGUUUCCCCAGCGGCUCAUCAAUUUGAUCUUGGCUUGUCUAUCCACAGCCACCUUCCAAUUCAAUUUUAACGGGCAAGUGGCCGGCAAUGUUGUUCCGACCAGGGGCAUUAGGCAAGGCGACCCCCUCUCCCCCUAUCUCUUCCUGCUAUGCGCUGAAGGCUUGUCUUCCCUUAUCCAGCAGAAAGAGAGAAAUCGCUCUCUUAUGGGUUACAAAGUCGCUAGACGCGCUCCUGCUGUUUCCCACCUGCUCUUUGCGGAUGAUAGUUUCCUCUUUUGUAAUGCAUCCAUCCAGUCUUGCAAUAUCAUCAAGGAAAUUCUUGAGAUGUAUGAAAGGGCUUCGGGGCAAAAGGUUAACUUUCAGAAAUCCUCCCUUUAUUUCUCCCCGAAUGUUGAGCUUCGGGAUCAAACGUUAAUCUCAGACUUCUUGCAAAUUCCUAUUCGCUCUUCUUUUGAAAAUUACCUGGGUCUUCCCCAGCACAUUGGAAGAUCGAAGAAGCAAAUGUUCCACUACCUGGAUGACAAAGUCUGGGCCCAUCUGCAUAACUGGAAGAACAAGGUUUUCUCCAAAGGGGGAAAAGUGAUCCUUCUCAAGUCUGUGAUUCAGGCAAUUCCCACCUAUACCAUGGCCUGCUUUCGCAUCCCUUCGGCCACCUGCCAUUCUUUGGAGUCGAUCAUGGCAAAUUUCUGGUGGGGUUUCAAUGACAAUAAUCGGCCUAAAAUUCACUGGCAAAGUUGGCAAAAGCUGUGUAAGUCCAAAAAGGAUGGCGGAUUGGGUUUCCGCUCCCUGAUUCACUUCAACCAGGCCCUUCUUGCUAAGCAAGCUUGGCGCAUCUUCAAGCAACCAAACUCAUUAGUCUCUAAAAUCCUGGAGGCCAGAUAUUACCCAAACUCCUCCUUCCUUAAUAGUGCGUUAGGACACUCGCCUUCUUUUGUCUGGCGUAGUAUUUGUUGGGGAAGAGAGUUGCUGCAGAAAGGUCUUAUUUCAAAGAUCGCCAAUGGGCAGAGUACUUCCACUACAGGAACUCACUGGAUCCCGGGAUUCAGACAGCAUACCACUUUUGAUACAGCUCCUCCUACGGUUGCUGCUUUUAUCACCCCAACCAUGACCUGGAACAUUGCCCUGUUAGAGAGAUAUUAUCCUCCCCAUGUCAUCGACGCGAUCCUCUCUAUCCCUCUUCCGCUCCAGCCUUCGAAUGAUGAGUUGAUUUGGGAGCUAUCAAGCUCUGGCAUCUACACAGUCAAAACCGGUUACCACCUUAGCUUCUCUUCUUUUACGCCUCCUGACAUUCCCUCAUCCUCCUCCCCCUCGCCUUGGUGGAAAAACUUAUGGCACCUAAAAAUCCCCCCCAAGGUAAAACAUUUUGCCUUUCGAGCUACCAACUCAACCCUCCCUACCCUCAAAAGCCUAGCAUCUAGGAAAAUUAUCCCAUCCUCGGUUUGUGAACGGUGUGGAAACAUGGAGGAAUCGUGUCUCAUGCCCUGUUCUACUGCAAUAGUGUUCGAAGAGAAUAAAGCUCGGAAAGAUCAGGCGCAAGACAAAACCCAUGCCAUUCUGACUCUGGCGCGCAAUUUCCUGGACGACUACAAUCUCCCAUCAUCAGGGCAAUCUUCCAGAACCCCACCCAGCAGACUCUCUCAUCCUACCCCGUGGACUCUUCCAGCGCAAGGAUGUCUCAAGCUCAAUGUGGAUGCGUCAACAACAAAGGAUCGCUUGAAAGCAGGUUUUGGCGGUGUGAUCAGAAAUAGUGAAGGCCUUGUUGUAGCUGCUUUGGCCUCUCCUUAUCUAGGAGGCGGGACCGUAGCUUCUCUUGAAGCAAAAUCUCUUCUUCGAAUGUUGCAAUGGUGCAUUGAGGAGCAUUUCCAUGUGCAUGAGAUCGAGACAGAUUGCAAGACAAUUACAGAUGCGCUAAGCUCUUCCUGUGAAAACAUCUCCGCUUUUGGAGACACUCUGAAGCAAAUUAAAGACGCUUUAUCUCUUCUCCCUGCUGCCCAAGUUUCCCAUGUUCCUCGGUCUGCAAAUACUUUUGCUGACAAACUUGCUCACUGGGCUGCCGGGUUAGAUGAAGCUGCAAUUUGGAUUGGCGAUGACCCCUGUGAUCUUCGAGUUUUUCUUUCUCUUUAG